AUAUAUAUAGAGAGUUCAAAUUGAGUAAAUCUUCAUGUUCCUAGCUACAUCGACACGAAAAUGGCGCCAUUUUCUGUUGUACUCUUGUCAUUGUUGGUGACAGCAAUAGAGAUGAAAACUCUCGAACCAGAAGAGAAUGCAGCAGAGACAAUAGAAAAAAGGGCGCCUGCUUGUUAUGGCUCACUUGGUUGUUUUGCAACAGAAGGAGCUUUUGGAGUCAGCCUUGAACGCCCUUUAGUUCUGACACCCGAGUCCCCACAACAGAUUGGAACUGUGUUCAAGCUUUACACUCGUGAGUUCAGGACGACGUCUCAAGAUCUGCAGGCUAUUCACAACAACAAUGCUGCCACCACAUUUUCACACUUCAAAGUCGCCAAAACAAAAAUUGUGGUGCACGGUUUUUUGGACAACCCUGCCAUCACUAGCUGGCAAAAAGAUUUAAAAGAUGAGUUCCUUAAACAAGAUGAUUACAAUAUUAUUGUCGUGGACUGGUCAAGAGGCAAUUUACCCCCUUACACACAGGCAACAGCCAACACUCGUGUGGUCGGAGCUCAGAUUGCUGAGUUGGUUAAAGAAUUGAUAAGAACGAAGGGUGUAACUGCAGCAGACUUUCAUAUUAUUGGACACAGUCUUGGCUCACAUAUUAGUGGCUACGCUGGAGAGAGAAUUCCUGGCCUUGCUAGAAUUACAGGUCUGGACCCUGCUGGACCUUACUUUGAAAACACUGAUCCCACUGUGAGACUGGAUCCAACAGAUGCAUUGUUUGUGGAUGCUAUCCAUACAGACAGCGAGUCGUUAAUUCAAUUUGGUUUGGGUACACGCGAACCAGUUGCCCAUUUGGACUUUUUUCCUAAUUUAGGUCGUGACCAACCCGGGUGUACUCGAAACCCAUUCACCCAGAUAGCUGAGUGGGGCUUGGUCCAAGGGACAGCCGAAGUUGUUGCAUGCAAUCAUUUCAGAGCCAUUCACUUCUUUAUGGAAAGUGUCAAUAGUCCAUGUCCGUUUAUGGGAUAUGCUUGCGUGACUGAAGAUGACUUCACGAGUGGUAGAUGCAACUCGUGCGGUACUGCUGGCUGUGCUUACAUGGGACUGCAUGCUGAUAAAAACAUUCCACCUAGAGGACAGUCCAGAAAGAUUUUCUUUACCACAGCCGCUCAUAGACCUUUCUGUCAGUAUCACCUAGAUAUCAAUGUGAAACUCUCCGCUGGAACUGGUCAAACUGAACGUGGUCAACUGUUCGCUGUAUUCACUGGAGAUAAAGGCAGCACUGAAAAGAUUCAACUGAAUGAAGACCCAAUUGACUUCCAUGUUGGUACAACCUACCACUUUAAAGUGGGCACUGCUAAGGACAUCGGCAACGUACAAUCAGUGACACUUUCAUUUACUCACAUCGCCCCACUUCUGAACCCUUUUCAGUGGGACAUUCUGGGCUUGAGGGGACCAAAACUUUACAUCUCAGAAGUUGACGUGGACAGGAAAGAAGCAAGCGCUGUAACACGUCUAUGCACUGGUGGAGUUAGUGUUGAAACUGAUCAUUCUAUCGUUGUAACAAGAGCUUGUUAGAAAUUUCCCAAUUGAUCCGUGACUGUUAUAAUUCAUUUGGUCUCAAAUAGUCGGACAAAUAAAAUUGUUGAAAUAAAUUCA
Molecule: messenger RNA, 1644 nt
Organism: Biomphalaria glabrata
Lineage: Eukaryota; Metazoa; Mollusca; Gastropoda; Planorbidae
Product: inactive pancreatic lipase-related protein 1-like
Exons: 12
Coding region: 61-1563 (500 amino acids)
Biological process (GO): lipid metabolic process
Molecular function (GO): triacylglycerol lipase activity; protein binding
Source: RefSeq, a predicted model, not a curated record